AUGACUACUGCGAUGGCUGCUCAUCAAGAAUCUAUCCACGAGAGACUACAGCCUGCACCUGAGGAACCUUUGUACCUGCACCAUGAAGCGUCGUCAUGGCCGGAGUCGUCCGACCACCAGGACGAGCACAGCACCGACAUGUCCCCAUACUAUAACAUGCCAAAAAGAAACAAGAGAAAGAAUUUCAAACCACGAUGUGCUCCCAACACUACAGCAUUCUCGGACGACUCCAACGGAGCGAACUGUGAUGAAACGGGCAGUCCUAUCAAUGGAAACGAUAGAACGACCCCAGAAAAUAUCGGUGAAGACGACAAAGACGAUGGCAAUUACACUAAAAUUGGUGUCAAAAAUUUCAGUCUCCUAAAAGGUGGUGCAGUUGACCUAAGCAGAAGACUGAGCACUGACUCCAAUGAAAACAUAGACUCAAAUUACCAAAAUAGGUUACCGGAGGAUAAGAAAGUAGACUCGUUUCAACAUUCGUACAUACAUAGUUUACAAAUAAACCAGGGCGCCGAGAGAGAUCGGACCGUCCUAAACUUUAGUAAUUUACAAAAUAAGACGUUUUGUGCCAAAAAUCCUUUUGCUAUAUCUCAAUUAAUAAAGACUAACUCACCGCCAAGGAGAAGGGACUCAGACUCUGACGAAGAUAAGGGUCAAGAUAUAAAUGCAAAUGAGAGAUUAGAGGAAAACCAGGAGCAGAUGGAAACGAAUGAGACUCAACAGAAUGGUGACGCAUCAAAUGCUACAAAUAGAAUAUUAAGAGAUUACGCCAUGAACACCAUGAAGGAACUACUCGGAAUAUACGGAUUAUCUUCUAAUGAAGUCGCUGAUGCUAUCAGUGGACAGAUCAGAGCUUUAGAAGCUCUCCAAGGUAAACCAUUUACGCAACUGCCUUUAGGUUUGAAAAGGCGGCAUGAUUCUGGAAUGGAAGAUGGUACUGACAGGAGUAUGAGGAGAUCCUCAUCAGCUACUGAAGAUGAGGGUUCCACAAACAUCACACCACCGAAAACCCCAGAUAACGACAUUGAGGCUCAGAGGCAAAGGGCUCUGCAGAUCAUUAACCAGCAAUCAAUGAGGCUGUUCAACAGAUCUCAAGGUCCAGAGGAGGAUGGAAGUGGAUCUGAUGACGGAGAUCAAACUCUUGACCUUAGCGUAUCAAGAGAUACUGAUGGACAGGAACAAUCGGCGACCUCGAGCGCCGCCAACAGUGUUUCAGAAUUUGAGCAACAAAAUCUUUUGAUGAGGAAAAAUUUAGAGGAUCUAGCUAAUUUACAAAUGCAGGGUUUCUUCCAAAAGCAAUCAUCAAUGGAUGCGGAUGAUUCUCAAGAAAGAAAACUGCAGGCGAGCGGUCUGCUCUCGGCGUUGAAUCAUUUGGACCAGGCGCGGAAGAAUUCUUUGCAGACUACAGUCGACUACUCCAGAUACGUUAAGAGGUACAGCUCAACUCUAGAAUGCGGUUCCUCAUACUGCAAGGACCUGGGUUACCGGGAGCAUUUCCACUGCAUGGACUGCACUGCCAGGGUGUUCUGCAAGAAGGAAGAGAUGAUCAGACACUUCAAGUGGCACAAGAAACGUGACGAAUCUCUAGCCCAUGGUUUCAUGAGGUACUCUCCCCUGGACGAUUGCUCUGAAAGAUUUAGUGACUGCCCUCACAACCGGAGUCAAACCCACUACCACUGCAUCCAAGAUGGCUGCGAUAAGGUAUACAUAUCAACUUCAGACGUGCAAAUGCACGCCAAUUAUCACAGGAAAGACUCUGCUAUCCUUCAGGAGGGUUUCCAAAGGUUCAGAGCCACUGAGAGCUGUGCUGCACCGCAUUGCGUCUUCGCCGGUCAAAGGACCACGCAUUUCCAUUGUAGACGACCUGGAUGCACUUAUACUUUCAAGAAUAAGGCUGAUAUGGAAAAACACAAGACCUACCACAUCAAAGAUGAAGCCUUAUCUAAAGAUGGUUUCAAGAAAUACAUGAAGAACGAAGCCUGUCCUUACCGGGACUGUCGGUUCAGCAAGACAUGCAACCAUAUCCACUGCAUCAGACCCCAUUGCAACUACGUGCUGCAUUCCAGCAGUCAGAUCUUCACUCAUAAGAGGAAGCAUGAGAGGAAGGAGCAAGAAAUGAGCUUUGGACUUCCUACUUCGGUGAUUCAGAGUGCGCUGAUGCAACCAGGAGCUGACUUAAGCAUGUAUUCUCCAGGAGGAAAUGUCCUCGUCGAUGACGAUAUGUCCAAUCCAAUGAUGGAUUCUGACUACCCGCAUCCAUUUAAUCCGGCACUAGUUGAAGAGAUUUCAAGGAAAUACAUUGAGACAUUUAAUGGAGGCAAAGAGGCUGAGGAUAAAUGCAACAAAUGCAGCGCUUUCAACAAGCAUUAUCAUUGCUUGGCUGACGGCUGUAAAAUGGCACACAGCUGCCACACUACAAUGGUAAAACACGUGAUGGAACACGAGCAACAGAACCAAGUCACUGAAGCCUACUUCGUAACUUACACUCGUCACAACCCUUGUGGCAACUCAGCCUGCCAACACAUCAGAGACAUCACCCACUACCACUGCACCUGGGAAAACUGUGGAGCAGUCAUCCUAUCCUCUGAAGAGCACCCAUUCAGACGUCUAGAGCAUCAUCGCCAGCACGCGAUUCUCAGCCCAAUGUCUCCGAACUUAGCAUCCAGAUUCGCUCCAAACUUUACCCCACAACUGUCAGCUCAGCUGCAUCCGAAUAUGGCAGCUCAACUUGGUCAAGUCCCAAAUUUACCCAGUCUUCCGCCAAACUUGGCACAAUUAGCCCAAAUGGCACCAAGCUUGUCUUCACAGUUGACACCCAACUUGCAAGCUCAGUUGAACUUGGACCUAAUCCUGGAGUGUUCCUCAACAAGUCAACCCAUCGAGUUCAUUAGAUGA
Molecule: messenger RNA, 2895 nt
Organism: Spodoptera littoralis (African cotton leafworm)
Lineage: Eukaryota; Metazoa; Arthropoda; Insecta; Lepidoptera; Noctuidae
Source: the annotation of a GenBank genome assembly